AUGGGUGGAAGACGCGUCGUUAUAUGCGCGUACUACGGUAGUCAGGACCAAAACCCGCCACUGAGUACGGAUAAGUGGGCGACGCGGUUGGGGUCGUACUUUUUUGAGCGGGCCCUCACGGAAGGCAAGGACUUGCGCUUUGACAAGAUCACUCUCUGGACUGGUAUCGAGCGCGCUGGCGGCCCAGGGGCGACAUGUGGUAGCGCGAUUAUUGGGAUAACGCGUGGGGGCGUGUUGUCAAAAUCAGUCUAUAAAUUUACGACUCCAGCCUGCCGAGUUUCAUUUACUGCUCCCGGGGUGGUCUCAUGA
Molecule: messenger RNA, 309 nt
Organism: Pyricularia pennisetigena
Lineage: Eukaryota; Fungi; Ascomycota; Sordariomycetes; Magnaporthales; Pyriculariaceae
Exons: 1
Coding region: 1-309 (102 amino acids)
Source: RefSeq, a predicted model, not a curated record